AUGUGUGCAAUACACGAGCUAAAGAAAAUUGAGGAGGAUAUCUGCCCGCUUUACAAUCAAGAAUUCACCGACUGUGUCUCAAGUGACUUGUCUCAGUCAGCUGAAGGCGCACGCGCAGUUGUCAUUGCGGAAAAGCUUGUGCGAGAAGUGGAGGGACAUUUAUGUGUAGCAUUGCCGUGGAGAGACGAUAAGCUGCAAGGAGUGUGUAAUAAACCGGCAGCACUAAGGCGUUUAGAUUUUUUGGGUCGAAAGUUUCAAGUUGACCAAGGUAUGCGAGAUCAAUAUUCUGCAGUUAUCGGCAGAUAUUUGGAAAGAGGUUAUGCCAAAAAGGUAGAGACGGAAGCUGAUGACACUGGCUUCAAGUGGUAUCUACCACAUUAUGCUGCUCUGAAUCCUAAGAACCCGGAUAAAUUAAGGGUUGUAUUUGAUUGUGCAGCGGUUUAUUCAGGGGAGUCCUUGAAUAUGCAUUUGCUCCAAGGACCGAACAUCGUGUCCAGUCUAGUCGGAGUCCUGCUUCGCUUUCGUCAGAAGCCUAUUACCGUUACAUCGGAUAUUGAGGAUAUGUUUUUACAGGUCAAAGUUCCGGAAUUGGAUCAAACGGCUCUCAAAUUUCUAUGGUGGUCUGAGGGUAACCCAGCUCAACUAGUUGAGGAGUACUAUACCAAAACCAAAGGAUUUAUGGUGGAGCGAGAGAUCGAUUGGCGUUUUGGUCCUCCGGAGACCAGUCAUUGGGGAGGCAUCUGGGAAGGGAUGAUACGGUCCGUAAGGAGAAUCUUGCACGCCACCACCCGUGGUCACAGCGUUACCGACGAAACUCCGUUGAAUUUCGUCGCUGAAGUAGAACCGAUAUUGAAUGACCGUCCGUUAGUGCCACUGUCUGAAGAUGCGAAAGACUUAGACGCU
Messenger RNA from Echinostoma caproni, 903 nucleotides. The record is from the annotation of a GenBank genome assembly. NCBI's taxonomy places the organism in Eukaryota, Metazoa, Platyhelminthes, Trematoda, Plagiorchiida, Echinostomatidae.